Messenger RNA from Dermacentor silvarum, 1523 nucleotides. Its product is annotated as zinc finger protein 740-like. Gene Ontology annotation, biological process: regulation of transcription by RNA polymerase II. The record is from RefSeq and is a predicted model, not a curated record. The transcript is spliced from 2 exons. NCBI's taxonomy places the organism in Eukaryota, Metazoa, Arthropoda, Arachnida, Ixodida, Ixodidae. Gene Ontology annotation, molecular function: DNA-binding transcription factor activity; RNA polymerase II cis-regulatory region sequence-specific DNA binding. Bases 1016 to 1480 code for a protein of 154 amino acids.
AUGAUGAUGACUCUAACAUGCUGAUUUUAUCGCAUUAUCAGACUUCAUGAGCUCUUAUUUGCUUCAUCUAUCACAAUACAUGAACAUAUGUAAAUCUUUGUGCUUCCUUCAUGAACCUGACCUGCCUUUGUUAAGGUCUGUGUAAGCUGAAUCUUGCACUACCAUUGUAGAUUUGUGUACUUUUAGCAUGGGAAAUUUUGACUUCAUUACCUCGUUUGCAAUGGCUAUUUUUGUCAGCACUUCACUAUUCUGCACAUGCCAUACUUAGAAUCAAACAUUUGGACUGAUAUGUGGUGUGUAUUUGAUGAGCCACCUUCUUCCUUAUGGUACCUUUUCCUAUGGCCACAUAGUAUGUUCCAGAGCACAGAUGAACUCUUAACUACCGCUCAUGCAAGUGUAACAAAAACAUUAGAAAGAAAAGGAGGUAUUUCUUUCAUUAAAUUGUUGUACUUGUGCAUGAUUGCUUUGGUGUGAAGAAAGUACUGCAACACAGAACAAUAUCAUCCAUUAAAUUGUUGAACCGGCCUGAAAUUGCAUAUAAAUAGAUCUGCAUGUGUGAGCAUGCACUGUCACAUUAUCUGCCAAAGAGCUUUCACUUUUGUUACACCGAAGUCACGAUAAAGUGCAAAUUUACUUUUUCCAUUGUUAGUAUAGCUAGUUUUUGAUCUGCCAUCUCUUUUUCCUUUGUUCUUUGAGUAUUGACAGGUUUCGCCUUGUAAAUAAAUGUUAUCACUUUGAAGCCACUGCUCGUGUCCAUAAAUGUUUUCCUUGUAAUCAGCUAACAUUGUCAUUUACUUCAUUAAGUUACUAAUGUGAUCAAACAACCGUGCUUGGAGUUAAGCUAUGGUGUAUGUGUUGCUCACAUUGGAAGGCAGCUGUAUUUACUUGUAGUGGAGUCGGUAUUUGCCUUCAGGGAAACCUCUGGAAUUGUGUCACAUUAUUCGAAAAAGUCUCAAAACUAAGAUAAAUUCCCAUUCUUCUUCCCCCGCUCCAGCAUUGCUUUUAUGACUUUAAGAUGGCCUUGUCCUUGCUACAUCUUUUGCUGCUGUCACCUUGCUUGUUUUCUCUCAUAUCUUGUCUCGCAUUCACUGUAUUCAUUGGUGUGUGUUUUACAGGAAAUGGAGGGGCAGUCAAUCGUGUUUUGCCCACACAAGAGUUUCCAUUUUACAGCGUCCCUUCUCUCAACGACCUCCUGACUGGUGCCAACAAUGAGCACUCCCUGUCAUCAUCGACAGGCCCGAAUUCCACACCUGUCACAGUCGCAAGCACACAGCAGGCGUCAAUGGCACUGGCACAGCCACGAAAGGAAUUUGCCUGCACCAUCUGUGGCCGCAAGUUCAGCCUCAUGUGCAAUCUGAACCGGCACAAUCUGGUGCACACAGGCGUGCGCAACUUCGGCUGCGAGCUGUGCGGACAGCGAUUUGUGUUGCGACAGCACCUCAAGAAGCACCUCAUGUGGCAUGCCAGGGAGUGCCCGUGAGCACCUUUUGCAGUGAAAGCUGUACAUGGCUAGGCGAAACGAA